This is a messenger RNA of Ectocarpus sp. CCAP 1310/34, 348 nucleotides long. The record is from the annotation of a GenBank genome assembly. Lineage: Eukaryota; Phaeophyceae; Ectocarpales; Ectocarpaceae.
AUGACCGUCAUCAGCCACGGUAGCAAGACGCAAGCUAUCGUAUCUUUGUCGUCUACGGAGGCAGAGUACAUUGCUGCCGGGGAGGGUGUGAAGGAAGCUUUGUUUGUGCGUGCAGUGCUUUCGUUUAUUGCCCCAGAGACCAGUGGCAGCAGCAUUCAGGUCCUUGAGGACAAUCAGGGGGCUAUGGCUUUGGUGCAGAACCCCCUCAGCUCAGCGCGUAGCAAGCACAUCGACGUGAGGUACCACUUCAUUCGUGGAUUGUUCAGGUCGGGGGACAUCUCGAUCAAGUUUGUGUCGACGUCGGAGCAGCAUGCCGACAUGCUUACCAAGGCUCUUAGCAAGAGCUAG